Paramecium primaurelia is the source of this 4102-nucleotide messenger RNA. The record is from the annotation of a GenBank genome assembly. NCBI's taxonomy places the organism in Eukaryota, Ciliophora, Oligohymenophorea, Peniculida, Parameciidae.
AUGGAGAAUGAGAUUUCAUUGUACCCAACAAUAGGAGAAUAUUAUGAAUACAAUAUAUAUGAGCUUGUAUAUGAAGACGCAUAUGUUUUAUAUUAAUAAGAAGAAUAAAAUCAUGAUUUGAAAUAAAUUAAUAACAUAAUUGAUAAUAAUUAUCAAUUAAAAUGGAUAAGUCAUCCUAAUAUUGAAAAUAUAUAAAUUAAGAACUAAUUUUAAGAAAUUGACUUAAUAUUUGGAGAUUGUAUUAUAUAUAUGUAUGAUUAUAGAAUUUAAAUCCUUAUCAUCAAAUAAUACUCAUUUUGCUGGUCUCACAUUUGAAAAUGAAAUAAAAAUUUAUAAUUGGGAGAAUUAAGUAAUGAGAUAAAUUGGAUAAUCAUUAAAUAUAGAUAAUUAAUUUAAUUGUUUUAAUAUAGAUAUAUCAAGUAAUAAUAGAAUUUUAUUUGAUUGUUAUUAAAAUGAAUAGUUAUAUUUAAUGAAUUUAAGUGAUUCAUAAUAUAAUAUUGUGUAUUCAAAUAAUUCAUCUAUGCCUAUUAAAACUAAAUUAUAAUCUAUAGUUAAUGGUACUAAUAUAUAUAUAAUAUAUGCUUAAUAUUAUUAGAAUAACUCUAUUCUAUCAUUAUUUUCAAAUAAAUAUGAAAAUUUAACUUGCUGGAACAACAACUUUUUAGAUUUUAAUAUCCCAAUUAAAAUAGAUCCUUAUAUUUAUGUACUUACUUAAUAACAAAUCUUAUAAUUUUCUAUUUCAUCUAAUUACACUUUUGAACUCUAAUAUAAUUUUACUCAAGAUAAUAUUACUAAUUUUAUUACCAUUCACAGUUAUUACAAUUAUUUUACUUAUUCAUAAUGUGAUCAAAUAUUUGUAUAAUCAGAAUUUGAAGAAUCUUUUACGAUAAUCUCUUUAUGGGGAUGUGAAAAAUAAAUAAUCCUAUAGAAUAAUUAUAAUCAAUAUUAAUUUGAUUAAUCAAUAUAGACGAUACUCUAGAAUAACUAGUUUAUAAUAUUUUAAUAAAAUCAUUAAAUAAUUCUUUAUUAAUAGACAAAAUCAGCAGUCUUUUAAUAUAAUCAUAUAAUAUAAACAAAUUCCUUAUUAUAUUUUAAUGCUGAUAAUGAAUUAUUUUCAUUUAACUAAGUUAUCAAUACUUAUAAAAUAUAAAAUCCAUCUUUAUUAAUCAACUUAACUAACCUAUAAGUUGCAGGACAAAAUGACAAUUUUUCUAUUAGGUGUUUUAGUUAAAAUAUAUUAAAAAACUAAAAUCUUAUAAAAAUUAAUCUUUAAAUAUUGCCAAAGAAUGAUACUAAUAUUUAUGUAAUGUUUUAAUAGAAUUCUCCUUAAUACUAAUAUACAAUGCUGAAAAAAAUUACAAUAAAUUUUAUUAGUUUCUCAGGAAAACUAUUAUAAUAUUCUCAAAAUAAUGAUACAAAUUAUUUUAAUUUUGAAUAAGCAACUUAUAACAAUAUUAGUAAAAUGAUUAAUAAAGACUUUUAUUUAGUCUAAUAAUUGUAAACAAUCUAAAAUUUUAAUGAAACCUUAUUGUUUUUAAUUGGAUAUAAGAAUUAAUAAGUCUAUAUUUACAAUUGCUCUUAUAUUAAAGAUUUCCUCUAAUAUACUACAUUUAAUAAUAUCUCAAUUACUAUAAAAGCAAAUUAACUUUAAGUUGCUUAUAGCAUAUACCCUGAAAUAAUAAUAAUAGGUCUAAGUAACAAUUAGACAAUAUGUUUAAUUUAAUAACAAUAUGAUGAUAACAAGACUUUUACUUAAUCAAAUACAACUUUUGAAUCAGAGAUCUUAGAAUUUUUAGUUACUUAUAAUAAUAUUAUAAUUUUAUUUAAUAAUUAAGAAAUUUAGAUAAUGACAUUGGAUUUUUAAAAUAUCUUUACCUUAAAUUAAACAAAUAUAAAUAAAUAUUUUAACAUUGAAUUCAAUCCAAUAUAGAUUAUUGUUAAUACACAAUUAUUAUCUUCAUUUUUAUACAUUAAUAAUAUCCAAAAUAUUAUCAUAGUCUCAAUAUAAUAAAAUAGCUUACCUAUUCCAAUUUCAUUGAUAUAGGUGAAUUUUACAAUCUAUAAAAUCAAUUUAGUAAACUAAUAAUUGAUUUUAUCAUAUCUUUGUUACCAAAAUCAGUCUAUUUGUUUUCAAGUUUGGAAUGUUGAAAAUAUACCAUAAUAUUAUUAUGAGAAGAAUUUAUGUGAAGUUGAUAAUAAUGAUCAAAUAAGAAUUUCAUCAGAUAAUUUGUUCUUUUAUGUUACUUUUGCUGAUAAUUCUGUUUAUAUUUAUAAUCCUUCAUUACCAUAUCAUAUGAGUUUAUAUUAUUAAUUAAACUAAAGUUUUUAAAGUACUCUUGCUAUUUAAAAUUAGAAAUCAUUCUUAUUUGAUUAUUCAAUCAUAUUUUAAUAAAAAGCUUUUUAUUAACUUGUUUAACUUUAAACUAUUACAAUAUAACCUAAUUAAGGGAUUUCUAAAUUUAAUUUUAGUUACCCAUAAGUUAUUUAUAAUUAUAAUGUAACUUCUGUAUUAAACAAUUCAACCAAUUAAUCAACUCCUAAUUAAAGUAUUACUCUCUUAUCAGAUUUUAUUUAAUUUUAGAACAAAACAAUUACCAUUAAUUUAACAAAAGAAGAUUAAGAUAAUAGAAAUCAUCAUUUUUCAUAUCCGUUGAACCUAAUUGUAGAUAGAUAAUACACCAAUUGCACAAUAAAUGAUCUAUCUCAUUUAACAAUUAUAGAUAAUAAAUUUAUUAAUAAAUUGUUAACUUAAGGUUGCUUAUAAUUAGGAUAUAACAAUAUUUAUAAUAAAAAUAUAUAUGAUGCAAUAUUUAGCAAAAAUUCUUUAAUAACUUCAAUAAAUAACUAAUUUAUUAUUUUACAGAGUAACACUUCAAUUAAUAUUUUGAAUAGUAGCUUAACAGAAAUUAACUAUUAACAACUAACUUUUAGUUAUUGUCUAGCCUCCACAUCAUAUAAUGACACAUACUAUUCAAUUUGUGAAAAGAACACAUCAUAAUAUUUGAUUAUAUUGACAUUAAAUUAAUCAGGAUCUAUAGUAAAUCCUAAUACUUCAAAAUAACUUCCCAAUAUAUUCUCAAAGAUUAUCAAAAUUAGGUGUGUCCUAGACCAAAUUUUUAUUCUAGGUAGCUUUAAUAAUUAAACCGAAUUCUUGUAUUGGUUUAACCAAAUUAAUAACACUUUUAUACAAUUAACUUAAGAAAUUAACCAUAAUUUUGAUAAUAAAUAUUAUUGUUAAGAUUUCUCUGCUGCCUUAUUUUAAUAAACUCAUAAUUAAGAAUACACUAUAAUAAUUUUUUAAAUAAUAAGAUAUCAAGUCUUUUAUCAAAUAAUAGAAGUUGAAGGAGAAAAUGUAAGAAUAAACCCUCUUAUUUAUGUGAUAAUACAUUAUUGUAAUUUUUAAUAUAGUUGCUUUUAAUUGGAUAAAUUUAAAUACAUUCUAAUUAUAAAUUUAAUUGGGAAAAAUGUAAUAAUCUUUUUGACUGAUAAAUACAAUUUUAGUUACUUUAUCAGAGUUAUAAUAAAUCCUAACAAUAUACAUUCUUCUAAUUACGCAGCUAAUGUUAUAAGAACAAUACCAAAUUAUUACAACUAUGUUUGCACUGGUAAUUCGUUUUACUAUGAUGGCGUUCUGAUGUAAUAAUUUACUAAUGGUUUAAAAUAUGUUACAGGAAUGUAUUAUUUAGAAAAAUUAGGUAGUCAAAGUAUAAAUGAACCAAUAUUGAUGUAAGGUUCCUUUUUUUCAUAACUAAAACAAUAUGCUAUGAUUGUAAAUGAACAAUAUCCUAGUGGCAUUGCUUUAUCUCUAAAAUAUAGCAAAUCUGAGUAAGCUGUAUCUCCUUAGGUCAUUACGUUUAGUACUACCAAUAUAACCUGUAAUUUGAAAAGAAAAACACUAUAAUUCAAUGUCAAUAUUAGUUGUUCAAAUAAUUUUAGCAGUGGCACUUAUGAUAUUACAUUUAAUCUCUACUAAUAACCCUCUUAAAGAAGAGGAUGGAUAUAUGCCCUUCUAAUACUAAUUUCUUUGCUACUAUUUUAUUUUUACUAUAAAGUUAAAACCAAGAGUAGAGAUUAUAAUAUUAAUUUAGAAAUUGAAUUAUGA